AUGGCUGUUAACGUCAACGAUAUGGGGGCUGCAUCAACAGCUAACCCACGGGCCCGAUGGAAGUACCUCGAUAGGUUCUUGACUCGCAAGGGACCUUUUACGGAUGAGGAUAGCUUCAUGGCCGGUGAACAAGUCAUUGAGUACCUGAGCAAUCUCAAAGUUCUAGUCAUCGGAGCUGGCGGUCUAGGGUGCGAGAUUCUCAAGAACCUUGCCCUCUCAGGCUUCAAGGAUAUCCAUGUAAUCGACAUGGAUACAAUUGACGUCAGCAACCUAAAUCGGCAGUUCCUCUUCCGGGCUUCAGAUGUAGGAAAGUAUAAAGCGGAAACCGCCGCCGCAUUUGUAGAAAAGCGUGUCAAGGGUGUCAAAAUCACUCCGUACUGCGGCAAGAUCCAAGACAAGGAUGAAGCGUACUACAUGCAAUUCGGCCUCAUCGUUUGCGGCCUAGACUCCAUUGAGGCAAGGCGUUGGAUCAACGCCACGCUCGUGGGCAUGGUAGACGAGAACGACCCGGAUUCUAUGAAGCCAUUGAUCGAUGGCGGUACAGAGGGCUUCAAAGGCCAAGCACGUGUCAUUUUCCCCACCAUGACCUCGUGCAUUGAAUGCCAACUAGACAUGCACGCGCCCCGCGCCGCAGUACCUCUCUGUACACUCGCCACCAUUCCCCGGCAGCCGCAACAUUGCAUCGAAUGGGCACAUAUUAUCGCAUGGGAAGAGGAGCGUAAAGAUAUUACCCUCGAUACCGAUGAUCCAGAGCACAUCACCUGGCUCUUCAACAAAGCCACUGCCCGCGCCAAGGAAUUCAACAUUGAUGGAGUAACAUACAGCAUGACCCAAGGGGUCGUCAAGAACAUCAUCCCAGCAAUUGCUAGUACAAACGCUAUUGUAGCAGCGAGCUGCUGCAACGAGGCAUUCAAGGUAGCAACCAACAGCAACCCUUUCCUGGGAUACCCCGGCAUGGACAAUUACAUGAUGUAUACAGGAGACGACUCUGUAUAUACAUAUACGUUUGAGCACCAGAAGAAGGAUGAUUGUCCUGUGUGCGGUGCUGGAAACAUUGCGCGGCCCCUCCAGGUCCUCCCUGGUAUCACGCUGCAAGAGUUCAUUGACGGGUUGGCAGAACGUCCAGAAGCGCAACUCAAGAAACCCUCGAUUCGCACAGGUGAAAAGUCGCUCUACAUGCAGCUUGCGGGUCUGGAGGAACAGACACGACCGAACUUGGAGAAGAAGAUGGUUGAUUUGGUCGAGGAGGGCGAGGAGUUGCUGAUUACAGACAAGAGUUUCCCGACGCAGUUCAAGUACAAGGUUGUCUGGGCAUCGAAGUAG
This is a messenger RNA of Bipolaris zeicola 26-R-13, 1323 nucleotides long. RefSeq lists its product as uncharacterized. Gene Ontology annotation, biological process: protein neddylation. Bases 1 to 1323 code for a protein of 440 amino acids. Gene Ontology annotation, molecular function: NEDD8 activating enzyme activity. NCBI's taxonomy places the organism in Eukaryota, Fungi, Ascomycota, Dothideomycetes, Pleosporales, Pleosporaceae. The transcript is spliced from 5 exons. Gene Ontology annotation, cellular component: cytoplasm; nucleus. The record is from RefSeq and is a predicted model, not a curated record.